Messenger RNA from Ichthyophthirius multifiliis, 378 nucleotides. RefSeq lists its product as hypothetical. The transcript has a single exon. The annotation marks the transcript as partial. NCBI's taxonomy places the organism in Eukaryota, Ciliophora, Oligohymenophorea, Hymenostomatida. The record is from RefSeq and is a predicted model, not a curated record.
AAAAAGCAUAUUGUGCCAAAUCCCGAGAAGAAUUACUUGAAGAAAGUCAUGACAUAAUCCAACCACAAUCUUAAUUUCGCCGAACAAAAAUAAUUGGAACAAUAUCAGAUAAGUAAAACACUUAUGAAAAGUUAAAAGACUUAAUAAAGGCUGGUUUAAAUAUUUUUACAAUAAAUAUGGCUUAUUGUACUACCAAAACAGCAGAAGAAUUAAAAAAAUACCGAGAUUAACUAGAAAAGAGUUAAAUAAACAAAUACCUAUUAUAUGCACUUUAAAAGGAUCAUUAAUUAGAAUAGGGUUAUUAUAAAAGCCAUAAAUUUAUUUAAAAAAAGGCUAGUAAUAUAGAUUGAUUUUACGUAAUAAUAUUUUAGAGAAUGA